GUGGCGAACAUGUACUUCUGGAACUUUCUGUCCCGGGUUACGUUGCGAGAAGAUGAGAAUAAGCGAUAGGUAAACUAAGCUUUUCUGUGAACCUCUGAAAUUUAAGCGAAUAUCUAGUUCUUAACACUCGAGACGAACUUUGUAGUAUAUAAAAUCAAAUGACGUCUUAUUCUCUACCGUGAAAUCAAAGGGAUGCGGUUCACGUAAACUACCAGAGGUUGACAAAUACACUAGCCAGUUAGCUACCUUGCUAACAUUAGCUAGCUUGCUAUACUUGGCUUCUUAGCAGGGUAGCUAACUCGCUAACUCAUAAACGUUACCCAGCAUCUGUUAGCGUUAAUCUGUUAACGCCACACCUCGUUUGUUAUUUUGAGGUAUACAUAUUAAAUCACGCGUGAAAAAUAACGUUAACGUUAAACUUAUUGAAAAUUUGGAAUCUUUUCAGCCAGCUAACUUUACGUCAACGCGACAGUGGUUCAUGACAUGGGGUCCGAUUAAGGUGACUCAGUAACGUCAAUCGUUCCUAAAUUAACUUGUCAGGAGAGAAUAGGAAGUAUUUGUGAUGGGUAAAGACUAUUAUAAAGUGUUGGGAAUACCAAAAGGUUCGUCGGAGGAUGAAAUCAAGAAAGCUUACAGAAAGCAGGCUUUACGAUAUCACCCCGACAAAAAUAAGUCCCCGGGAGCUGAGGAGAAAUUCAAAGAGAUUGCAGAGGCCUACGAUGUCCUGAGCGAUUCGAAGAAAAAGGACAUCUAUGACCGAUAUGGAGAAGAAGGUCUCAAGGGAGCUUCAGGUGGUGGGUGUCCCAAUGGACCCACCUACAACUACACAUUUCAUGGGGACCCUCACGCCAUGUUUGCGGAGUUCUUUGGUGGCCGCAGCCCAUUUGACCAGUUUUUCCAACACGGUGGCGUCGGUGGCGGCGGCGGCGGAGGUGGUGGUGACGACGACAUGGACAUUGAUGACCCCUUUGCAGCGUUUGGCAUGGGUGGCAUGGGGGGCAUGGGGGGCAUGGGGGGAUUCCAGAGAUCCUUCAAAUCCAGACCUGGCAACAUCCACGGCGGGAGGGAGAGGAAGAAGGACCCUCCCGUCAUUCAUGAGUUGAAGGUGAGCUUGGAGGAGGUGUUCUCUGGCUGCACCAAGAAAAUGAAGAUCUCCCGCAAGCGCCUCAACGCCGACCGCUGCUCCAUGCGCAACGAGGACAAGAUCCUGACGGUGGACAUCAAGCGCGGAUGGAAGGAGGGUACCAAGAUCACGUUCCCCCGAGAGGGAGACGAGACGCCCACCAACAUCCCAGCCGACGUGGUUUUUGUGGUGAAGGACAAAGCACACGCAGUUUUCCGCAGAGAUGGCUCAGAUGUCAUCUACCCUGCUAGGAUAUCCCUCAGAGAUGCGCUUUGUGGAUGCGCGAUUAGUGCCCCGACACUGGACGGCAGAACUAUUACUGUGACCUCUCGCGACAUCAUCAAACCGGGGAUGAAGAAGCGUAUUGUGGGGGAGGGCCUUCCUCUCUCCAAGUGCCCGGAGAAGAGGGGGGACAUGGUGGUGGAGUUUGUGGUGAAGUUCCCCGAGAAGUUGGGUCAGAGCACCAGAGACGCCCUCGGCCAGAUCCUCCCGCCGUGAUCAGAGAGUGUGGCGGUGACGGGUGGAGCCGUUUUCCCAACACUAAGACUGCCUCAUCCAGUAGCGUUUUUUUUUUUUUUGCUUUUUGCCCUGAUAUCCUGCUUUUCUUUUCUAUGUCCCAUAAAGAUAAAGAGAGACUUUCUGGUGAACUGGAAGUAAGACAAGUGUAACCGCACUUUUUUCAAAUACUUUAUUUUAUCCAUUGCUAAAGGAACCCUCCGGUCUAAAAACAACCCAGGGUCUAUUUUUGGAUGAUAAUAAUUGUCAACAUUUGACGUUAAUCAGAGUAGUUUUUAGUAAGACCAGAAUACAUAUUUGCAAGGAAAUAGCACAUAGCUCAGCCUUACUACUCUAAGCCACUGGUUGGGCUCAAAAUAGUGUUACACAUUUGUGCUACUGUGGGCAGGGUCUAUGCAGACCAGACAAACCAAAAAAAAGUAUUUUUUAACUUUGUAAUUGUACAGAAAGGGUAUUUAAAAAAGGUCUGUCAGUGCUUUUCUUAUUCCUCCAGUCGCCGCCAUGUUGGAUGGCGUCCUAGUAGUGUGGUGGCAAAUAGGUAAAGCACUGACUACAAAAACAGUCCUUUUUUCGACUACUUCCUUGCAAGCCCAUAUUCCCAUCCUAUUUGGAGCUACUCUGAUUAAAUGACAUUUCGGUCCUCAAUGAAGGUUUACACUCAGUAUCACCCAAACAUAGACCCUGGGUUGUUUUUAGACCGGACGGUUCCUUUUGUUUCCCUGUCUGUUGGUGAUCACUAACAUGAUGCACUUUCACAUCACUGUGAAAUAUUAGAAUUUUUAUUUUUUUUAUAUAUAUAUUUUGGACUGAGGUGGGACAUGCAAGACGACUAAGUACUACGUCUUAACCUAUGCAUCAGCAUUCAUUCCCACAUAGCUUUACAUUGCUGAAGAAACUGGGAGUCCCCUGAAACACAUUGAUUUUGUGCAUUGAUAGUUGAUUUUGUCUUGUAACAAAAUAUUAAUCUUCGUGGUGUAUCGUUCCAUGUAUAUCCUGUUUUACACAGACACAUUGUUUCAGACACUGAUGUCUGGAUUGAAAUCUCGCAGCCUUUGGCAGGUAGAGUGGGAGUUGUGCAAUUGUAAUCCCCAAUGAAAAGGAGUACAAAAGCUUUGAGUUUUGUCCAUAGUCAUUCAAUUUUAGUUGUGCAAAAAAAAGAACCCAGCCUGACCUAACCCUUCCCGCUGCCAAUGGGGCCUCCCAAGGUCCACAUUACAGUUGCUACAUUGAGGCCCAGAUUUACCAGAGGCUUUAGCAGAGAUUUAGCCUGUGCAAAACCAUUAUCCUGACCUAUGAUUGUUCCACGUGUUUGUACAGUAUGUAUUUUCACUGAAGGUCAUGAUUUUUGUUUUGUUAUAUGUUAAACCUGUGUGCCAAAACCUUAAGUCUGGUCCUACAUGUAUCUCAGGUGCAAGUAUGCCUGAAUGUAGCGUUUGUCUUAUAGAAAGAAGGAAAAAAAAAGAAGGAAAAACAUUUGCACAUAUCCAUAUGGAUAUGAAUAGACUAUGGCUCAGACAGGGUAAACUGUGCGUGCCGUGUAGUGACUGAAAACUCCAAGUUAAAUUCCAAGAACUCACAAAUGCUGUUUUAUUUCAAUGCCACCGUCAACCAUGAAGCAACCAGGGAAGUGUCCCUGAGUCAACCUCAUUGCAGAACUGACAUGUGGAGGAUGUGAAGUACAGUAUCAGUAUUUUGUACUGAUUGAACAUAAUAUCAAAAAUAUACUCAAUCCACUAAUCAA
Sardina pilchardus (European sardine) is the source of this 3380-nucleotide messenger RNA. It is a transcript of the gene dnajb1a, whose product is annotated as DnaJ heat shock protein family (Hsp40) member B1a. NCBI's taxonomy places the organism in Eukaryota, Metazoa, Chordata, Actinopteri, Clupeiformes, Clupeidae. Gene Ontology annotation, molecular function: Hsp70 protein binding; transcription corepressor activity. Bases 563 to 1621 code for a protein of 352 amino acids. Gene Ontology annotation, biological process: negative regulation of transcription by RNA polymerase II. The record is from RefSeq and is a predicted model, not a curated record. Gene Ontology annotation, cellular component: cytosol. The transcript has 3 exons.